UCCGUUUCUGGAGAGUGUCAGCGCGGAUCAUUUCAGAAAGAUAACAGCUUUAACACCAACAUUAAAGACAUUUAAAAAUAAGUUGAGCUCAAAACUCACUCUUAGUUAGCAGCAAGUGUUUGAAAUAACUUGAUCCGAUGUGGAUUAAUCACUAAACAAGGCAGGAAUAUUUAUAAGCGAUGUAAAAGACUAUGCACGCUCAACAUUAACGUUACAUAGUAAACAUGGAAAAUAUGACUGCUUCGCUUGGAUAAAUCAGACGUCAGCUUCUCAUUCUCUGUAACAAUUGUGUAUUUAUUAAGUAACAUUUUAUCUGUCGUCUCGUUUCGUGAGUUUAGCUCCACGUUGCAUAUCAUCAAAAUAUAAUAAUGAUUUUUUUUCGGGAGCUUUUAUAAAAAUAGAGACUCUGCGCUGAGGAUCAUUUCAGAAAGAUAACAGCUCUAACACAAAUAUUGAACACUUUUAAAUAAGUCAAGCUCAAAACUCACUUUCAGUCAGCAGCGAGUCUUUGAAAUAACUUGAUCCGAUGUGGAUUAUAAUCACCAUACAAGGCAGAAAUAUGUAUAAGCGAUGAAAAAGUCUGUGUAUGCUAGGCAUUAACAUUACCAUAGUAAAUAUGGUAAAUAUGACCGCUUGGAUAAAUCAGACGUCAGCUUCUUAUUCUCUAUCACAAUAGUGUAUUUAUUAAGUAAUCUGUCACAAGCCUCGUCUCGAGAGUUUAUCUCACGUUGCCUAUCAUAAAAGAAUAUAGCCUAAUAAUGUUUUUUGUUCGGGAGCUUUUAUAAAAAUGGAGAUAUUAUCAUUCAUUUUAAAUGUGACGGCUACUGUGGCUAAUAAACAGAAACAGACUCGACUGAAUAAACAGGCUAUUUUCAUGAGCGUUAAAAAUAAAUAAAUAAAAUAGAAAUAAGUGUAUUUAUGUGUGAUUAAUUUUCAGUCCUGAUAAAUUAAAUCAAUAUGCUCAAUGUAUCACUUAUUCUAUAGUUAAAACAUCGAUGCUUUUGAAUUUGAAUAUAUAACAAAGCAUGCAAACAAACUGCCGCUUUUAUCAUGUUUGUUUUGUGAUCGCGCUUGUUCCAGUGACUUCUUAGUUUUCUGAUAACUUAUCUUUUAUGGUGAAAUUUUGAGGUUGCAUGACGUUGUUCUGAGAGGCGUGUAAAGGGCGUGUUUUAGUGACGUGCAGCGGUGCUACAGGCUCCACUGUGGAAACCCAGGCGGCAAGGAAGUCGACCGGAAGUUGAAGUCGGCUGCGUGCUGCCAUCUUGUAGCAGAACUUCACUUGCGUUAGCAUUCCCAUUGACUCCCAUUCAUUUUGGCGUCACUUUGACAGCGAAUAACUUUACAUAUGAGGCGUUUAAAGACUCCAUUUGUCCAUUAUUUAUUUCUAAAGAUACACGACAAUGUAUAAAGGGCUCCAUUACCUUCUAUGUUACAUUAUGGCCCCUUAUAAACAGUUUUUGUAAAAAUAGGCUAACGAUUGCGACUGUAAUGCGACUCUCUGUCGCAUUACAGAAGCUACGUUUGAGUCAAGCUACGUUUGAGUCUGCGCGUCAGAAACGGAAGUGCUAAAAAACGCUAAAAAUGGGCUUCAAUUGUCUCAGUUGAGUUCCAAUGGGGUCGCUGUGUCCAUUUCUUUUACUGUCUAUGUGGAAACCCUGCGCUAUGGGCUAGUUGCAUAUCUCCGCCAUCUUGGAUUUCCGGUCUUGCGAGUGUGAGUGAGUGAGUGAAGUGACAUUCAGCCAAGUAUCGUGACCCAUACUCAGAAUUUGUGCUCUGCAUUUAACCCAUCUGAAAUGCACACACACAGAGCAGUGAACACACACACACACACACACACACACACACUGUGAGCACACACCCGGAGCAGUGGGCAGCCAUUUAUGCUGCGGCGCCCGAGGAGCAGUUGGGGGUUCGAUGCCUUGCUCAAGGGCACCUAAGUCGUGGUAUUGAAGGUAUUGAAGAACUGUACAUGCACUCCCCCCACCCACAAUUCCGUCCGGCCAGAGACUAGAACCCACAACCCUUUGAUUGGGAGUCCAACCCUCUAACCAUUAGGCCACGACUUCCCCAUAAAUUACCUGAAUUCAUGAAUUAUAUUACCUUCUAUUUAUGUUUACAGGAUUUAUAAUAUCACUUCAAAUGCAAAUAAGAUUUACACUGCUAUUAUUACUAUUCUGUAUGUUAACUGAGCCAGUGCAUUUGAAACUUGUGUAUGUUUGGGUCCGGUGAAUGAAUUAGAUACACUAAUGUUCCCUACUGUUCACGAAAUGAAAAUUGAACUUAUGGUGUGUACACACAGAUACAUAAUUAUUUUUUACCUUACCAAUUAUGUAAAUGUAAAAAUUACUUGUUUCUCGCAAAUGUUUGUAUUACAUUGAUUUUUAUUUUUUUGUUUAAUGAAAUGUUCACCUUGUGAGACAUGGGCUGUGAUUUAUCUUCACAUUUCUCAAUUGUGCACAUACAUUAGUUUGUUUCAUCAUCAUUUUCACAACAUAUUUUAUUAUUUGACAGUCAACUUUGCAUCAAACAUUUUGAAAUGAAAAAAACGGGCUGUAAAAUAAUACAACUAACACGACUAAUCUAUGUCAUUAAUCAUUAAGUUGAAAAGAAUAGGGCUGCUCACACUUCCCUGGGGAGUUCCAUUCUCUAUUGAGAGAAUCCUAUCAUAGUUUAUGAAUAUAAUAGUUAAAAUAUCUCUAUCAGCAGAUAAAAUAAAACAGCAUAUCAUAGUUUAUGAAUAUGUAAUAAUAAAACCUUUAUAUUUAUCGGGAAGAAGGACGCGGGAACCGGCGGACAAUCAUAAGACAUUUUAAUUACACAAAUAAAAACCAAACAUAAAAUAAAGCCCAGGCCUGGUCCUCUCUCGUCCUUCACUGUCGUCGCUCCAGUUUUAUAUCCUUCCAUCUCCUCCGUGGGCCUCGAGACUGGUGGGUCGAACAGGUGUUUUUGCCAUAUUCAUGCUCUCCACCGCAUCUCGCACACCUUUGUUUACCUCUGCAUACAGCCGCUACAUGUCCAAAUUUUUGCCAUUUGUAACAUCUUAGUGGAGGGGGUACGUAAAGCCUAACCGAGAAACUCAUAAAUCCUAAAAAGACUUUACUUGGCAGCUUAUCCUCAUCAAACUGAAUCAUCACUGAUAGACUAUCUCCCCUUUCAUUGUUUCUAUUACAUUUCAGUCUUUUCACUCCAAUUACUGCGCCUCCCGUAAGACCUUUCUUAAUCUUUUCCUCUUUUAAAUCAGUAGGGAUCCCUGUAAUUACUCCUUUAACCCAUUUCUUUUCUUCUUGAACUGAACAAUUCACACCCUGUCCCAUGAUCGUUUUAAUUUCUAGAGCCUUUUUCUGUUGUCUACUGUCCUUACAAUAUAUAAUCAAUCUACCAUCCCUCAACUUCUUCACACUUUCAACCAGUCCUAUUUUUUCCUUAAUCACUUUAGAUCAUUUCAGUGGAUUAAUGACACUGAAAGAUCCAGCAUCUAAUUUCAACUAUACCUUAAACUCUUCUUUCCUUCCCCUUGUCACGUGUAAUCCAUUCUCACUUUCAGUUUCUGAUUCAUUUCUUCUAUUUUUCUUCCUUUUCCGAUUUCCUACUGUACUCCAUUCACUAGGCGUUUCUCAAUGUCAAGGAUACUUCCUUGGUAGGACUGAUCCUUCCAAGUCACUUCCUUCAGAGGCUAGGUGAGACUCCUCUUUAGCAUUCGGAGAACAGGUAAAUGGAACAGGCUAGCAAGUGCACGUAAUUGCGUCAUUACGUCAGUGAAAAGGUCCGUUUGAAUAACGCUGUGAAUGUUAUCAUUAAAUUACUUUGGACAACUUAACUAGUUAUUUAUAAAAGAAAUGCCGUUGACGCAACCAAUUUUUAAAUGACAGGUCCGGUUCAGUUAACCAUUUGUAUUUGUAUAAUUUACAAUAUCAAUACGGUAGUAAUUUGUACUGGCAUUUAAACAUCAAACUUUACUUAUAUUUACUACAGUUAUAACAAAUGUUUGGUAACGUAAAUAAAAACCGUUAACGCUCUGACUACGUUAACAUUCAACGUUUUUAAAUUUUUGAACUAACGUUAGAUAGCAAAGCUGCGCGCAUAGGAUUGUGGGUGAUUUGAUAGCGCGAAGAGCGCGAAGGAUACACAUAUGCAUCCUUUCCUGUGUAUGGGAUAUUCUUCGAACGAAGGACUCAGUCUCCCUGCCUCCAAUCAAAACGUCCUAGAGAAGUGCCGCCAGUGAGCCUCUACUGGCCAGAGCUGCGGUUUUAAACACAGCAUGAGAACCGUGUAGACUCAAUGUAGCCUGCUCAGUGUCUGUGCUUUUCCAUGAGCGAACGCUGCUUGUGUUUUCUCCUUUCGUAUUUUGAAUAAAAUUGAAGUUGUUAAGUAUCUUAGUCAAGUAAAACCAACGUAUACAUCGUGUAGAGGUACUUUAUUUAGAGACCAAAGAUUGCUGCAAGCUAACGUUUACUUUAACACCGUCAGAUGAAAUCCACGGCUUGUGCAUGGUAAAGGACAGGGUUGGGUGUACUUUUUAUGUAAUAUUGUGUAUUAGCACUGAUGAAUAUUUGAAUGUGUCGUCCGUGUCUUUAGCAAACACUUUGACAAUGUGUUUAAUGAAAGAAACAUCCUGGAUGCACUUGAGGAGUGUUUUAUUCAGACGUUGUUUCGGUCAGCUUGAAGCACACAACACACCGGUCUGUCCUUCAUCUCCGGUCACUACUGCUUCACACGAUCCGCUGCUUUAUUGAUUCAUAGCCACUAGUUAAAUCUCUAACCCAACACCUGUAUAUGUCAUAACAGAGGGCUUUUUACACAUAUUUAAUUCUUUAUUGAUUUUAGUUGUUGUUGAACUGAUGAAUAAAGCUAAUUCGUUUAUUGGUAGGCCUACUGUGGCAAGCAUUUGAUAUAAACGGAAGCAGAUCAUUUCUUUAACAAGGCCUGGGAAAUGCACAUUCAUUUUUUAGCCUAUUAAUGCUUUAUUGUUAUGGCAUGUUUAUAUGAAACAACAGCAUAAAAAAAGGACAUUUUAUUUUUCAGUUUACUGCCUUUUUAGGAAAUAAUACCUCACCGACAUAUUUACAAGUGUAAGAUUGUUUGAGGUUUUGCGCAUGAUUCAUAUUUUUUUUUCCAUAUAAGCGUACAAAUAUUACAUCAUUAAUUCACAAUUUCAAACAGCAUCACAAACCAGACACCAAGAAGGCAGCUAACAUGAAAUUAUUAUAUUAUGAUGUAUAGCAUCUGCCUUAUAUUUGUAAACUAGCACUUUAAACAUGUUGAUAUUGACUGAUGUGAACAAAUUACGGAGAAAUGCUAAUUCUAUUUACAGAGAUCAUAAUGUAAUUUCUCAAGUCAGCCCACAUCAGUGACCACAGUGACACAGGCCUGAGAGCGGAAGAAUGUGGGUCAGUUGUACUUGACAUGUUUUCCACUUCUGCUCUGUGGGUGUAACAAUCCACACUCUAAACAAAUGACCAAAUAAGAUUAAUCUCAUGGUUUUAACAAUCAAAGCACUUAUUGUUUUAGAGUUGAAUACCAACAAAGCCUUUUGCCUUCCAGCCCCAAACCCAUCUUUCAUUUGGAAUUGCUGUUGCGAUACAUUAUAAUCACACAAUAGCAAUGCUCUCCCACAUAUUUUGGUAUUUGUAGCAGUGGGUGGGAAUAUAUUCAAGUUUAUUUCAUCAUGCUGAUUACAUUACAGUCUGAACCACUGUAGUGAAAUCAAGGCACUGACCCAGUAUUGAUUUAAAACUGAAUCAAUGUUUCAUAUAUCACAUGCACAUCUGACAUUAUCGUGUCGAACUUAUGAAAACUGAUAAAAGUGUCCAUGGACCAGACGUGAUUCAAUUACCCUCAAACAGUUUGUUGUGCAAUCACCCAGAAAUUCUUAGUAAUAUUUUGCAUCUUCACACUUCUCUUUUCUCAUGUGUUGAGACAGUCAACAUGUGGGAAAACUACCUUAUUUGACCAGGUUGACGAUAAUUCAGAGUCGCAGAAGACAGGAUGACACAAUUGACGUGUUAGUCAUUUAUUUCCGUAUGUGUUUAUAGGAAGUGUUGAGUGUAUAACAGCCUGUGUGUCAGACAUCAUGUCAUUAAUAGAGCAGUAUGGACCCCAGGCUACUUCCUCUAAUGCUUUUGCUGAUUUCAAACAUCCACCUUGGACAAACUAAAGACAAACCCAAAGUAAGUGUAAAGCCGCAGAGUUCAGUGUUCACUGGAGACACAGUUACUCUGAGCUGUGAUGUGAGACAGUCAACGGGACGAAAGAUUAUCUGGUACAAAAACUCUGAGAUAAUAGAAACUGGUGAUCAAACAAAAACACUGAGAGAUGUGAGAGUCUCUGAUGGAGGACAAUAUACAUGUGGUGUAGCAGGAGGAGAGACCACACAAAGCAAACCAGUCAUGUUAACAGUGAGAGAGAGACCCAAGCCUGCGUUGCAUGUUCAGCCUGAUGAACAUGUGUUCAGAGGACAGAUGGUCAAUCUCACAUGUGACAUACAGGAGACAGACGUCAGCAGCUGGAGCUACAUCUGGAGUAAAGAUGAUUCAGAGAUUGAUGUCAGUCAGUCACAGGAAUACAGAAUCAGUUCUGUUGAUGAAUCUCACACGGGUCGUUACAGCUGUACUGGAAGAGAAACAGGAGGAUCACGAUCCUCACACACCAGUGACACAGUUACACUCACACUAUCAGACCCAAGUAAAGUAAGUGUAAAGCCGCAGAGUUCAGUGUUCACUGGAGACACAGUUACUCUGAGCUGUGAUGUGGGACAGCCAACGGGACGAACGAUUAUCUGGUGGAAAAACUCUAAGAUAAUAGAAACUGGUGAUCAAACAAAAACACUGAUAAAUGUGAACGUCUCUGAUGGAGGACAAUAUACAUGUGCUGUAGUAAAAGAUAGCAGCAUACAAAACAAAAGUGUCAUGCUAACAGUGAGAGAGAGACCCAAGCCGGUGUUGCGUGUUGAUCCUGAUGAACAUGUGUUCAGAGGACAGACGGUCAAUCUCACAUGUGACAUACAGGAGACAGACGUCAGCAGCUGGAGCUACAUCUGGAGUAAAGAUGAUUCAGAGAUUGAUGUCAGUCAGUCACAGGAAUACAGAAUCAGUUCUGUUAAUGAAUCUCACACGGGUCGUUACAGCUGUACUGGAAGAGAAACAGGAGGAUCACGAUCCUCACACACCAGUGACACAGUUACACUCACACUAUCAGAAUCUCCAGUACCUCUAGAACCAACAUCUUCAGGUGUUUUGAUGAUCGGAGUGAUUUCAGGACUCAGUGGUGCAUUUCUGCUCAUUUUGUUACUGGUCCUGCAGUUCUGCUGCAGACGCAACAAAGGUGAAGGAUCUCCGUCUCCAUCUACAGACCAUCAGCUGCAGAACAUCAGGCAGACAGCAGAGCAUCAGAGGAACAAUGGACAAACACCAGCGAGCUCCAACGCUGUAACUGGGCCUCCGUCUGUGACCUAUAUGAAUGUUGGCCUGAAAUCAUUGGAGGAAAUGAGGAAGAAAAAUAAAGGAGAGCAGAGUUCUGACACCAUUUACUCCAAAUUGAUGUUUUAAGGUGCUGUUUCUGGAUCAAUAUGACGAAUGCUCGGACAACUUUCAUCAACACUGGAAUACAAAAAAUGAAAGAGAAUAUGUUGAAGAAUUUGAUAUAUUACCCUGAUUAUUAAUUGUAUAGUUUAAAUUAUUAAACAUAAUAUGCAAAUCUUCAUAAUCUGUGACAUUUUAAAUCAUGAUUCUGACCACUGAUACAGUACUGCAUUUACUGUUACAUUUAUUAUAUGUAUUACAGAAUUGUGAAUAUUAAAAGCAAAUAGCAAUAGGCCUCCACUAGAUGUCAUAAUAGUCGCUUCUGCCACAUUUUUGGUUAGCACUUGUGCAUUAUUUUGUUAUAUACUGUGUCCUCUUGCUUUGAUACCUGUGCUGCUUGUAGCCUGUUUUUAUUAUGUAAGCCAAGCAAAUGUACUUUUCACAUGUUGCAAAAUCUAAAUAAAUUACUAAAGCGA
Molecule: messenger RNA, 7993 nt
Organism: Carassius gibelio (silver crucian carp)
Lineage: Eukaryota; Metazoa; Chordata; Actinopteri; Cypriniformes; Cyprinidae
Product: kin of IRRE-like protein 3
Exons: 11
Coding region: 6090-7544 (484 amino acids)
Biological process (GO): cell surface receptor signaling pathway
Molecular function (GO): transmembrane signaling receptor activity
Source: RefSeq, a predicted model, not a curated record